Messenger RNA from Aegilops tauschii subsp. strangulata, 372 nucleotides. RefSeq lists its product as uncharacterized. Gene Ontology annotation, cellular component: replication fork. NCBI's taxonomy places the organism in Eukaryota, Viridiplantae, Streptophyta, Magnoliopsida, Poales, Poaceae. Gene Ontology annotation, biological process: DNA replication. The record is from RefSeq and is a predicted model, not a curated record. Gene Ontology annotation, molecular function: helicase activity; ATP binding.
AUGAGGAAUGCAAUCGAUGCUGAGAUUGUGUUGGGCCAGCAUGCUGGUAAGAGGGUGUUCCUUCCUCGAAUUCCUCUUUGCCCAUCAGAUGAUGAGAUGUUUCCAUUUAGGUUCAAGAGGAAGCAGUUUCCAGUUAGACUUAGCUUUGCUAUGACCAUUAACAAGGCACAAGGACAAACUAUACCAAAUGUUGGUGUAUACCUCCCUGAACCGGUAUUUUCACACGGGCAGCUCUAUGUUGCUCUUUCUAGAGCUACAUCUAGAAGUAAUAUGAAGAUUCUUACUGUACCGGAUAAAAAAAAGGAAGGCCAGUCCAACUCCACUGCAAAUAUUACAAAGAACAUAGUCUACAAAGAAGUUCUCAGCAUGUAG